AUGUCUGCUAACGACCUUUCACCGGUUUCUGGAUUUUUACCAACCACACGAGAAACGAUAGAUUUUGUAAUGUUUCGCUGCCCCCGUCGGAUUCUCUGUAGUAAUUUCCUCUUUUCAUUAUCGGAAUUCGAUAUAUCGGACUACAUGAUAAAAGUCUAUCUUCUGAUCUUCAUCACAUUGAUUCUUCUCGGUGAGCUUGAAUCUACGGGUUUGCCUGAUUGCGAGUGUAUUGCUAUGCCUCUAAGGAUGACAUUGGACGAAAUGGUUCCUCAUUGCCUUAGUCGUCACACUCGUAUAUUGACAAAAUCGGCUGAUCCCGAAAGAUACAAAAUAAGAGUAGAAGAUAUCGGGAUCUUCAUGCCUUGGUUUUAA
Messenger RNA from Helobdella robusta, 372 nucleotides. RefSeq lists its product as hypothetical. Bases 1 to 372 code for a protein of 123 amino acids. The transcript is spliced from 5 exons. Lineage: Eukaryota; Metazoa; Annelida; Clitellata; Rhynchobdellida; Glossiphoniidae. The record is from RefSeq and is a predicted model, not a curated record.